This is a messenger RNA of Brassica oleracea var. oleracea, 834 nucleotides long. Its product is annotated as zinc finger CCCH domain-containing protein 18-like. Lineage: Eukaryota; Viridiplantae; Streptophyta; Magnoliopsida; Brassicales; Brassicaceae. The record is from RefSeq and is a predicted model, not a curated record.
AUGGAAGUAGAGGGAGCAGAAUCGAUGAAGAGUAGGAAGGAACAACAAAGGGAAAGGAGGCGUCUUAGAGACAGAGAAAGAAGACGGUUUCUGAGCGAAGAUGAAAGGGAAAGGCAUUUAGCACGGCGCCCGAAAAACUACCAACUCCGAAGGCAGAGAGCAGAGAUAAAUCGCAUCGACUGUCAGGUCCAAGCGAUCACCGGAGGUAGCCAAGCAACACUAACCUCACCUCCUGAUUCCGGAACCAGUAAUACUGUCCCGUUGGCAGAGUCUGAUCAAAGUGUGGAUAUACCAAUGGAGAAGUUGGGUCAACUGAUUGGGACAAUACGGCUGAGCCGUGCGAAACAUCUGGUGAGGACACUAAACAAGUCCACUGCUAUGAGUGUAGAGGCAAGUAACAAUGAAACAACAGAAGAAAAAAGUAUUGCAAUGUCAAGUGGGUUACGUUUGAGUGAGGUGAAACAACUAGUGAGGUCAAAGGGGGCAACAAGAGGGAUUGUUGUCACAACAUUAUCAACACACAAGAGCUCAUAUCUUUGCUUGGAUCAAAGGACACAAAGACUCUACUCCUCCAGAUAUGUUCAGUUCCUUGAAGAUACAUUCCCUUUCCGUACGAAAACAUCUCCUCCAGCCCCAUCUCACCCUCCCUCGGAACCUGAACAUCCAGCUAGCUCAAAUCCCGAAACCAUAGUGGUACCACUUGGUCAGACUCGUUCCAUCACGCCACCGUGCUCUGUCCAACAUCAGAAUCUGCAGCAGUCAUUGUCUCCGACGAACUCCUUAGCUUCGCCAGACAAUGCGAGUCCGUCUAUCCCGAGCUCUGAUACCAUAUAA